This is a messenger RNA of Blastomyces dermatitidis ER-3, 2280 nucleotides long. Its product is annotated as carboxymethylenebutenolidase. Gene Ontology annotation, biological process: polyketide metabolic process. The record is from RefSeq and is a predicted model, not a curated record. Bases 566 to 1855 code for a protein of 429 amino acids. Lineage: Eukaryota; Fungi; Ascomycota; Eurotiomycetes; Onygenales; Ajellomycetaceae. The transcript has 4 exons.
UAAUAUUUGCAGCAAAAACAAAACGCGCCGGACUGCGCUUCCUCGCCAGCAGCAGCAGCCGGGCUAGCUCAAUCGGUAGAGCGUGCGGCUCUUAUGUCAGUCACAACAGCGUGUGACCGCAAGGCUGCGGGUUCGAUCCCCGCGUUCGGCUCUUGGUUGGUUUUAUUUUUUUUAUGUUUUCUAAAAUAUAAAGAACGACCUCAUUUCAUUUCAGUUUUAUUUACUAUUUUAUAUUCUGUCUUUGGGUGAGGUAUAUAUAGCUUAUUCACAUCAACGGUCAAUUGCAUUGCUACGAUUCGAGAUUCUAGUUAAGGUAGUUUGUUGGUUUAACUGUCUAUCCCGAGGCCCUUGAAGGCUAGCUAGCCAGGCAUGAUGCCGCCUAGAACUAAGUAAGCUGGGAUGCCGAAGACCUUGAUGUGGGGUAAGGAAGAGCGACAAGACUAUUUAUUUAUUAUCUUCAUAACUAAGUUAAUCCUUACAAACCUGAUCAAUCAAUGCCUGUAGAAAGAACUACACCAGCCAUUUCCAGAAAAAUAACCACUCACCAAAAAAUAAAUACAAACAAAUGGACCCCCAAGAACCCCCUGUCUUCCUCCCCUCCGCCCCUCCACAACCUCUCCGCCAGAAUGUGACUCUCCAGCCCCCGCUAUCGCGCCGUGGGCAUGGGCCGGGACUCUUCCUGUUGCUUCCAAGUAAUAUAGCCCUGGAUAAAACCACGGAAACGCUGGAUCCCCCACCUCCCCAGAAAUGGGCGGAGGAAGGGUAUGCGGUCGUGGAGGUGCGGGUGCCAAUGACGGUGCCAGCGGACGCGGAUGCAGAUACAUCUGGAUUUUCUGCUCUUGGUUCUAUACAGCUGGGUCUGGAGGCGUUGAAGGGGUUGGCGGAGUGUGAUGUUAAGGAUAGGUUUGGGGUAAUUGUAUACGACGCGAACAUCAUCAGCAAUGAAGAUAUCGCUGCGUUCUCAACUAUCCCAGAAAUCGCCGGGAUAGUCGCGUAUGGCGCGGAUGUUGUUACGAGUUUGACCCAAGCGGCAAAACCACUAUUACUCCAUCUUCCCGGCAAAGACAGAGGCACCACGACUACCACCACCACCACCGCCACACAGAAAGAUAAUCUAGUAGCCAUCCACAAAUACCCAGAUGCAAAAUCCCCCAACUUCGUCAUCCCCCAGCACGCUGACUUCAUCCCCUCAGCAGCGGCGGUAGCCCACACGCGGACCCUGUCGUUCUUAAAGAGCAAGCUUGGCGGCCCGCUCUUCGACCUCGAAGCGAUCUGGGAUGAGCACACGUACUUUGAAUUCGGCGACCGGUCUGUCGCUAAAACGAUGGCGACGAUGGUUCAGGAGCCGUAUGUUAAUCAUGUUCCGACAAUGACAGGCGGUAUCGGCCGCGACCGCCUCACCACCUUCUACCGCCACCACUUCAUCUUCAAUAACCCAGACGACACCCACCUCGAACUGAUCAGCCGCACCGUCGGUAUCGACCGCGUCGUCGACGAGUUCAUCUUCAGCUUCACGCAUGACAAGAUGAUCGAUUGGCUCAUCCCCGCCAUCCCCCCAACACACAAACCCGUCCGCCUCCCCAUGGUCUCCAUCGUCAACGUGCGCGGCGACCGCCUCUACCACGAGCACAUCUGGUGGGACCAAGCCGGGCUUCUGCGCCAACUAGGCCUGCUGCCGGAGUACCUACCAUUCCCGUAUCCGUUGGCGGAUGACCGGGCGGCGCCCGGGAAAGGUAAGGUGCUUGAAUACAAGGUUCCCGUGGCUGGGGUGGAAGCGGCGGAGAAGUUGAGGGAGGAGGGGAGUGUGGAGUCGAAUGGGAUGAUUGGUGGCGUUGGGGUGAGGGAGGUAAGUUAGGUCGUGAUAGGUGCUAUGUGCGGGGGGGGCCCCUUUUUACUCUUGGUUUUCUGGGGACUCUUCGUGGUUGGGUUGGGGUAGAAAGUAGAGAAACGAUCCACUACGAAGAAUUAUUGCUUAAUAUGUGGCUGUGACCAAUUCGCAGCCUGCCGCCUGCGUAGCUCCUUGACUAGAUAAAGUGACCAAACUGUCAAUCUGAUGCAUUGAAAUUAAUGGUAGCAUCUGUAAAGUUACUGUUGGCUCAAAACUCCCCAUGUUCAGUGCAGUAUCGGGAGAAUGAUGGCCCAGAAACACAAAUCAAAUAUUAGACUGGGCAAAUACAGGAGAAGAAACAUUCCCCGCGUGUGGAGAAUGCACAAUGCGUACGCUGUGGACUAGAAGAUCUGCCACACAAUACCUCGAUGGGUUGGUCAUGUUCAGUACAG